AUGGAUGAAGGCCUUGAUGAUGUUGUGUUGCAUGUACAAAGUGGUGGCUCAUACAGUCCCAUGCAGUUGAAUUCCUCGCCGGUGGAGUUUGAGUGUGAUAAUUUCAUUGGAAGGUGCAUGCUUUUGCAUAGGCCAGCUUGGAGCUACGAUGGAGAGGACUUGGCACACUACCCUUACAAGGAGCACUUCCAUGGCCGCAAGCGAUUGUGGGAGUGGAGAAUACAAGGGAGGUUCAAGAGAAGGCCUGGGCAUUUGUACUGUGGCGUCGAGCUGGAGAAGUAUGUGCCAGUGAACUUUGCCACACGUACCAUGAUGCGAGGCAUCAUUCCUCUUGUACAGGGUGCGUUGCAAUGCAAGCAGAUUAGACAUGAGAUUGGAAAGGAAGAUGAUCCGUCGCUCAGGCCGACCGUGGUAGCUCCUAUAUGGGCUGCUGACAACACCCUUGUGCACGAGGACCCGAGUGCUGCUCCCAAUAUUGCAGACAUCAGUUUGCCAUCUGGCUACAGUCGCAAGGCUGCCCGGCACUUUUGGGAUGAGGUCUGGAAUGGUGGUGGGCCGACUUUCGCAUCUCCUGGUGGGCCAGUCUUCACCUUUGCAAUCUGGGGGCCAGCGCAACUCUUGGACUUGCGAGCGUGGAGUUUGCGCAAAUUACCACUGAUGUGGAGUCGUACUUUGUCGCUGGAUCCAUUCGUUGGGAAGCAGCCCGUACAUGCAGUGAUCUACGAGACGCAGGGGGCAGAAGAACAUCAUCAGUCUCAAAAGGUCUAUGUCAUGGACGUCCGGGUAAUGCCAAAGGCUCUAUGGUCCAGCUACACGCUGGGUGAGGAUACACUUGAUGCCUCCAGCGCCAUGUGUCUGGACGCAGUGGAUUGUGAGAACCCCAUGAUAAAGCGUUCACCUUCCUCCGAUUCUUUUUGCUCUGCCCUGUCCGAAAUGGAGGAUAUAGAGGACGGUCAUGGACUGCUUUCUCCAGCUUCUGACCUUCCAAGACCUUUGGUCAGGCAGAACAGUGGUGAUGUUCGCUGGAGAUUCGACUUUCGCAUGUGUUGCAGGCGGAGGAGAAGGAACAACUUCUUGCUGGACUAG
Molecule: messenger RNA, 1086 nt
Organism: Durusdinium trenchii
Lineage: Eukaryota; Dinophyceae; Suessiales; Symbiodiniaceae
Source: the annotation of a GenBank genome assembly